Messenger RNA from Magnolia sinica, 1059 nucleotides. RefSeq lists its product as uncharacterized. NCBI's taxonomy places the organism in Eukaryota, Viridiplantae, Streptophyta, Magnoliopsida, Magnoliales, Magnoliaceae. The transcript has 3 exons. Bases 1 to 1059 code for a protein of 352 amino acids. The record is from RefSeq and is a predicted model, not a curated record.
AUGGAACAACAGCUUGAUAAGAAGCAUAAACUGGCUCUUGAUGAAGAAGUGGACAAGGCUGAGGUGUUCUGCGUUGAUAAAUUGAAAGAGACUGUAAACAAAUUCUUACCCUGCUGCUGCAAGCGUCAGAGGAAUUUGGAAUCUAACAGACGGGAGUCGGAGGACCCACAGGGUUUUAUAAUGCAUCUUGAAGGGGAGGAUGAUUUAGUCCAUCUGAUCAUGGAAAGUGGCCAGCAAGACACGGAGAAAUGGAUUGAAAGGGGCAGGAACAAUAAACCUACUGAUUUGAUUAACCUUUUAAAAUCAAAUUUAUCAGAAGGUUUCAAUGGCGUGGCUGAGUUUGAUAGCAGCCAGAUUCCCCCAAUUGGAGAGAAGCCUCCAAACUGCUGGGCUCUGCCUGUGGUUACCCUCACAAGCAUCGCUGUCGCACUUCGCUACAUUGAUGAAAAUACAAUCAGAUCGUUACGGCAAGCUGUAAGUGAAGACCUCAGGUAUGUAAGGCUCAUAGAAGCGAACCUGGAUGCCAAUGAGUCAAGUAGAAUAAAUGACGCAACAGAUAUAGUCUGGCGUGGCACUGAUGUUUAUGAUCGUUGGCUCGACAAGGAUCUCCACAAAUUGGUCACUGAAGAAAAAUAUGCAGCGAAGAUAAUUAGAAGACUUUCUGAGAUAGCAAAGGAAAGUUCGAAAUUUCACAGAUGGGCGUGUCCGAGAGACAGGACCCGGAUCGGUGAGACUAUUCUACAGGACUAUGAAGACAAGUUUGGGACUGUUGACAAGUUGUUCCAAUGGUUAAGAAAAACCAUUGCUAAUAUAUUGGGUGCUUACCUUACCAACCUGCCUCGUGUGAUAUCCAUGGAAUGCUUUUGUGGCGUCAUUGAAGUGAGGGAAGACUGUGUUAGGGAUGUUGCCUAUCUUCUUGGUGAAGCUGAAACUAUUCUGGUAAUUUUAGGAGAGCAUAUGUUCCCAGAUUUGGACCCUGAUCAGAUGGCAAAUAUUGAUGAAUGGCGUUUCAGCAAGCUGAGAAAACCAUGUCUCCUUUCUCUUGCUGAUAAUGUCUAG